AUGAAAUUCCACGUUGUAAGCUCGCUGUAUGCCGUUACAUUUGUUUCCUCGGCCACAGCAGCACCAUGGCAGUCGACUGGAAACCUUACAUGUCGCUCCAUGCCCGGCGAUGUCGCCUGGCCCAAUGAGAACGACUGGCAGACGCUCAAUGCAACAAUCGGCGGUCAGCUGAUCCGAGGAGAACCCCUGGGGGAGCCUUGCUACGGCACGCACAUAGAUGCGACCGCAUGCAGCGACAUACAGAGUCGGUGGGGCUACGCUGAAGAAUAUUACAAUGAUGCCAUCAACAUCAUGUCACCUUACUGGUUAAACGAUUCUUGCAAUCCGUUCUUGACCGCCGACGGUGGCGUUUGUACUCUCGGAAAUCUUGCCUCUUACGCAAUUAAUGUAACCGAUGCAGACUCGGUCGUUGCGGGGAUCAAGUUUGCUCAAGAAAGGAAUAUCCGUCUCUCGAUAAAGAAUACAGGUCACGACUAUAUCGGUCGAUCGAGUGGCGCGGGCUCCUUGGCUUUAUGGACUCAUAAUCUCAAGUCCAUCUCGUUUCUCAACUACAGCAGCGAGGCCUACACCGGACCAGCCGCUGUAAUAGGUGCCGGUGUUCAGUUCUCCGAGGCUUACGCCGCUGCAGCAGAACAGGGUCUGCGGGUAACAGGAGGGUAUUGUCCCUCGGUUGGUCUAGCGGGCGGCUAUGUUCAAAAUGGCGGUCAUGGGCUCUUGGGCUCGAGCUACGGGCUGGGAGCUGACAACGUCUUGGCCUAUGAAGUUGUAACGACCGAUGGUCGGCACCUCACCACAUCACCCACAGAAAACGCCGAUUUGCACUGGGCGCUGAGCGGGGGUGGCUCUGGCAACUACGCCGUGGUCCUUUCCGUGACCAUCAAGGCUCACAUUGAUGGCCCGGUGGCGGGCGCGGCACUUGUCUUUGGCAAUGCCGACCCGGAGGCAUUUUGGGCAGCGGUAGCUGCAUGGCAGAAACAUCUCCUGGUCCUUGACCGGAUCCACGGUCUUUCCACCUCGGCGACGCUUACCUCGCAGUCAUUUAGUCUGAACGUCGCAACGUUGCCGGGCGGGACCGAAGACGACAUCAGAGCUGCAAUGGACCCAUUUUAUCAAGAACUCCAAGACCUCAAUGUUACAGUGAUCUCGAACUCAACGACCGUCAACCCGACGUAUUUCGAGCAUUUCAAUGCCUACACUUCGUAUGCUCCCGAUGCCACCCCGCCGAACAAUGUCCUUGGAGGCCGACUGGUGUCUCGCUCGACCGUCCAAGACCACACGCCGGAGCUCGUCGACAUCUUCCGGUCGAUACUUGGCGACACGACGGUACCUUUCCAGGCCAUCAACUUCAAUGCCGGCAAUGUGACGCACGCUGUGUCGGGCAACGCCCCUGGCUCCAAUGCUGUCUUGCCCGCGUGGAGAGAUUCGCUGUACACUACAAAUUUCGGUAUUCUUUUUGCUCAGAACGCAUCACGCACAGACUUGAGCUUUUAUCAAGCAAAGGUAAAUACCUGGCAGGAUCUGUUCAAACCCUUGACUCAGGGUGCGUACGUGAACGAGGCCACAUUCGACAACCCGGACUGGAAGAUUGAUUACUUUGGAGAGAAUUAUGAUGAGCUCUUGCGUAUUAAACAAAAGUACGACCCUGAGUUCAGUCUGUGGCAACACACGGCGGUGGGAGCUGACGUUUACUGGAAGCCAAGUGACGGUGGGAGACUGUGUCGGGUGCAGUGA
Molecule: messenger RNA, 1731 nt
Organism: Pestalotiopsis fici W106-1
Lineage: Eukaryota; Fungi; Ascomycota; Sordariomycetes; Amphisphaeriales; Sporocadaceae
Exons: 2
Coding region: 1-1731 (576 amino acids)
Molecular function (GO): FAD binding; oxidoreductase activity
Source: RefSeq, a predicted model, not a curated record